AUGGCCCGCUGCACAUCAGCGGCCGGGCUCGGCUUCGUGCUCCUGCUCUGGAGCGGGGCGCUUUUCCUCGCCGCCUCCCCGCAGCCCCAGCCGCCGCCGCGGGGCAGCGUGUGGUGCCCCAGCCGCUGCUUGUGCUUCCGCACCACGGUGCGCUGCAUGCAUCUGAUGCUGGAAAGCGUCCCCGCCGUGUCGCCCCAAACCACCAUCCUAGAUCUACGGUUUAAUAGAAUUAAAGAAAUUCAGCCUGGAGCAUUUAGACGGCUUAAAAACCUGAACACACUGCUUCUAAACAACAAUCAGAUUAAAAGAAUACCUAGUGGGGCAUUUGAAGACCUUGAAAAUCUAAAAUAUCUCUAUUUGUACAAGAAUGAAAUCCAGUCAAUUGACAGGCAAGCAUUUAAAGGACUUGCCUCUCUAGAGCAACUGUAUCUGCACUUUAAUCACAUAGAAACAUUGGAACCUGAAUCCUUUAUGCAUCUUCCAAAACUUGAAAGACUAUUUUUGCAUAAUAACAGAAUAGCUCAUUUAGUUCCUGGGACAUUUAGUCAUUUGGAAUCUAUGAAGAGACUGCGUCUGGAUUCAAAUGCUCUGCAUUGUGACUGUGAAAUCCUAUGGCUGGCAGAUUUGUUGAAGACAUAUGCAGAAUCUGGUAAUGCUCAAGCAGCAGCUACUUGUGAGUAUCCAAGGAGGAUCCAGGGGCGAUCAGUGGCCACAAUAACACCAGAAGAACUUAACUGUGAGAGGCCAAGAAUUACGUCAGAACCUCAGGAUGUGGACGUUACCUCAGGGAAUACAGUGUACUUCACUUGCAGAGCUGAAGGCAAUCCCAAACCAGAAAUUAUCUGGCUUCGAAACAAUAAUGAGCUCAGUAUGAAAACAGAUUCCCGUCUAAACUUGCUAGAUGAUGGCACUCUGAUGAUUCAGAAUACUCAAGAGACAGACCAGGGUAUUUACCAGUGCAUGGCGAAAAAUGUGGCAGGAGAAGUGAAAACUCAAGAGGUUACUCUUAGAUACUUUGGGUCACCAGCCAGGCCAAGUUUUGUGAUCCACCCACAAAAUACAGAAGUAUUAGUUGGAGAAAGUGUUACUUUGGAAUGCAGUGCAACCGGCCACCCCCAACCGCAGAUCACAUGGACAAAAGGCGACAGAACCCCCUUACCAAAUGAUCCUCGCAUCACAAUAACUCCUUCAGGAGGCCUUUACAUACAAAAUGUGAACCAGGAAGAUAGUGGCGAGUAUACCUGUUUUGCAACCAACAGUAUAGAUAAUAUCCAUGCAACUGCUUACAUCAUAGUGCAAGCUGUACCUCAGUUUACUGUCACUCCUCAAGACAGAAUAGUGAUUGAGGGCCACACUGUCGAUUUCCCUUGUGAAGCACAAGGCUAUCCACAGCCCGUUAUUGCCUGGACUAAAGGAGGGAGCCAACUCUCUGUAGAUAGACGACAUCUAGUGUUAUCAUCUGGAACACUGAGGAUUUCCAGAGUUGCUCUACAUGACCAAGGCCAAUAUGAAUGUCAAGCCGUCAACAUUGUAGGAUCUCAAAGAACAGCUGUACAGUUAACAGUACAACCUAGAGUUACCCCUGUGUUUGCUAACGUUCCGAGUGAUAUGACAGUAGAAGUUGGCACAAACGUUCAGAUUCCAUGCAGUUCUCAAGGAGAGCCUGAGCCAGUAAUAACAUGGAAUAAGGAUGGAGUUCAGGUAACAGAAAGCGGAAAGUUUCAUGUUAGUCCGGAGGGAUUUCUUACCAUUCGUGAUGUUGGAACAGCUGAUGAAGGUCGAUAUGAAUGUGUUGCCCGGAAUACUAUAGGAUACUCCUCAGUUAGCAUGGUGCUAAGUGUUAAUGUUCCUAAUGUCAGUCGAAAUGGAGAUCCAUUUGUAGCAACAUCAAUUGUUGAAGCAAUUGCAACGGUUGACAGAGCUAUAAAUUCAACACGUACACAUUUGUUUGACAGUCGUCCUCGUUCUCCAAAUGAUUUGCUAGCCUUAUUUCGAUACCCAAGAGAUCCUUACACUGUUGAGCAAGCAAGAGCUGGAGAAAUAUUUGAAAGAACAUUACAGCUAAUUCAAGAUCAUGUACAAGAUGGUUUAAUGGUUGACCUAAAUGGAACAAGCUAUCACUAUAACGAUCUUGUAUCUCCACAAUACUUGAACCUGAUAGCUAAUCUGUCAGGCUGCACAGCCCAUAGACGAGUGAAUAACUGCUCAGAUAUGUGCUUUCACCAGAAAUACAGGACACAUGAUGGAACUUGCAAUAACCUGCAGCAUCCGAUGUGGGGUGCCUCUCUGACAGCCUUUGAACGUUUGUUAAAGUCAGUCUAUGAAAAUGGAUUUAACUUGCCUAGGGGCAUUGGACCUAAUAGACACUAUAAUGGAUACACACUCCCCAUGCCUCGCUUGGUUUCAACAUCUCUAAUAGGAACUGAAACAAUAACCCCUGAUGAUCAGUUUACUCACUUUCUAAUGCAAUGGGGUCAAUUCCUUGAUCAUGACCUAGACUCCACAGUUGCGGCUCUGAGUGAAGCCAGGUUUUCUGAUGGUCAGCACUGCAGUUCAGUUUGUACAAAUGAUCCUCCAUGUUUCUCAAUCAUGGUACCACCAAAUGACCCCCGAGUUAGAAAUGGUGCACGGUGCAUGUUUUUUGUACGCUCCAGUCCUGUUUGCGGAAGUGGCAUGACAUCUCUUCUAAUGAAUUCUGUUUACCCACGAGAACAGAUUAACCAGCUGACUUCGUAUAUUGAUGCAUCCAAUGUGUACGGCAGUUCAGACCAUGAGUCACAAGAAAUCAGAGACUUGGCAAGUCAAAGGGGUCUUCUGAGACAGGGCAUUGUACAGAGAUCCGGCAAGCCUCUUCUUCCAUUUGCUACUGGUCCACCAACAGAAUGCAUGAGAGAUGAAAACGAGAGCCCAAUUCCUUGCUUCUUAGCUGGGGAUCAUCGUGCUAAUGAGCAACUGGGUCUCACCAGUAUGCAUACAUUGUGGUUUAGAGAACACAACAGAAUUGCUACAGAGUUACUGAAACUCAACCCACACUGGGAUGGGGACACAAUAUAUCAUGAAACACGCAAAAUUGUUGGUGCAGAAAUGCAACAUAUAACAUACAACCAUUGGCUACCUAAGAUCUUUGGAGAGGUAGGCAUGAAGAUGCUUGGUGAAUAUAAAGGUUAUGAUCCCAAUGUUAAUUCUGGCAUAACUAAUGAGUUUGCAACUGCCGCUUUUAGGUUUGGUCACACACUUAUCAAUCCCUUACUGUAUCGGCUGGAUGAAAACUUUGAGCCUAUUCUACAAGGCCAUAUACCUCUUCAUAAGGCAUUCUUCUCUCCCUUUCGGAUUGUAAAUGAAGGAGGCAUUGAUCCACUGUUAAGGGGAUUGUUUGGGGUUGCUGGUAAGAUGCGAGUACCAUCACAGUUACUCAAUACAGAAUUAACAGAGAGACUAUUCUCCAUGGCACGUACCGUGGCUUUAGAUCUGGCAGCUAUGAAUAUUCAGAGAGGCAGAGAUCAUGGAAUUCCUCCCUACCAUGAUUUUAGAGUUUACUGUAAUCUUUCUUCAGCUCAUACUUUUGAAGAUCUGAAAAACGAAAUUAGGAAUCCUGAAAUCAGAGAGAAACUUAGCAGGCUCUAUGGGUCACCUCUGAACAUAGAUUUAUUUCCUGCUCUUAUGGUAGAAGAUUUAGUUCCUGGUAGCCGAUUGGGGCCAACUUUGAUGUGUCUAUUGAGUACACAGUUUAAACGUCUUCGAGAUGGAGACAGGUUAUGGUAUGAGAAUCCUGGUGUAUUUAGUCCACCUCAGCUGACUCAGAUCAAGCAAACAUCUCUUGCCAGAAUUUUGUGCGACAACGCUGACAAUAUAACCAGAGUGCAACGGGAUGUCUUUAAGGUGGCUGAGUUCCCACAUGGUUAUGGUAGCUGUGAAGAAAUUCCUAAACUGGAUCUCAGGAUGUGGCAAGAUUGCUGUGAAGAUUGUAGAACUAGAGGGCAGUUUAAUGCAUUUUCAUAUCACUUCCGCGGAAGACGUUCUCUUGAUUAUAGCUUUCAGGAGGACAAGCCCUUAAAGAAAAUGAAAAUGCCCAAAACAGUGAGUUCUACAAAACAGGGUAAACAUUUUAAUGAUUCCACUUCAGCAUCUGAUGAACAUAUAAAAUUACCUGUGGUGAAUGACUUCAGAGAAUUUGUUUUAGAAAUGCAAAAGACAAUUAAAAGUCUCAGAAAUCAGAUAAAGAAACUGGAAUCACGUCUCAGUAGAACUGAUUGCACUGAUGAAAAGGGUAAAUCGUACUCCAGCAAUGAAACCUGGAAAAGGGACCCUUGUACUAUGUGUGAAUGCAAAGUUGGUCAGAUUACCUGUUUUGUAGAAUCAUGUCCACCAACUGAUUGCUCUACACCAGUGAAGGUCAAAGGAGUUUGCUGUCCAGUCUGUUUAAAACAAACUAUUAGCAAGGAAAAGAAGCCAUAA
This is a messenger RNA of Emys orbicularis (European pond turtle), 4455 nucleotides long. It is a transcript of the gene PXDN, whose product is annotated as peroxidasin. Gene Ontology annotation, molecular function: heme binding; protein binding; peroxidase activity. Bases 1 to 4455 code for a protein of 1484 amino acids. Lineage: Eukaryota; Metazoa; Chordata; Testudines; Emydidae. The record is from RefSeq and is a predicted model, not a curated record. Gene Ontology annotation, biological process: response to oxidative stress. The transcript is spliced from 23 exons.